Molecule: messenger RNA, 1883 nt
Organism: Boleophthalmus pectinirostris (great blue-spotted mudskipper)
Lineage: Eukaryota; Metazoa; Chordata; Actinopteri; Gobiiformes; Gobiidae
Gene: ift20
Product: intraflagellar transport 20 homolog (Chlamydomonas)
Exons: 5
Coding region: 110-508 (132 amino acids)
Biological process (GO): protein localization to cilium; intraciliary transport; centrosome localization
Cellular component (GO): cilium; Golgi apparatus; intraciliary transport particle B
Source: RefSeq, a predicted model, not a curated record
CUCUGCUCUACAGGAUCUCUGGAGUCACCGUUGCCACAUCACAACAAUAAAACACCGGAGCAAACUUCACAUUUCUGCGAUCGGACGCCUUUUUCCUCCGCGGUGGACGAUGGCGAAGGAUCCUUUGGCGGACGCAGGUUUUUAUUUCGAUGAACUGAACAAACUGAGAGUCCUGGAGCCGGAGGUGAGUCACAGCACCAGCGAACUCAAGGAGGAGUGCAAAGAGUUUGUGGACAAAAUCGGUCAGUUCCAGAAGACGGUGGGCGGCCUCAUCGAUCUGGUCGACGAACUCGCCAAAGAGGCAGAGACGGAGAAGAUGAAGGCCAUAGGAGCUCGUAACCUCCUGAAGUCUGUGGCCAAACAGCGCGAGGCUCAACAGCAGCAGCUCCAGGCCCUGAUCACAGAGAAGAAGAUGCAGCUGGAGAGAUACCGAAUCGAGUACGAGUCUUUGUCCAAGGUGGAGUCGGAGCAGAACGAGUUCAUCGAUCAGUUCAUUUUACAGAAAUAACCAAAACUUUACCAAAUGUCACCGAACCAAAUGAGUGCCUCCAGACCCAAGAACCUGCUGCAGAUCCCGCGGCGCUCCGGAUCCUUACGCGGCGCUCCGGAACAUCGAGCGUCACGGGAUGUUCCGGAGCGUCGCGGGAUGUUCCACAUUCCACUCUCGGCUUUUAUGUCAGUGUUUUUGUUGAAAGAUUUACAAAAGGUCGGACAGGGUUUAAAACACACGCUGGAAUUCUGUUAUAAAUAUUCGGUUAUAAUACUAUAAAUCUAGAAAUUAUUACAAAGAGACUGAACCAGGACUGGACCAGGACUAAACUAAGACUAAACUAGGGAUUGGAACUGGGCUGAAUCAGAACCAAACCGCAUUCCUUGAUUCUACCUGGUUUAGUCCUGGGUUAGACUUGGUUUAGUCCAUGUUUAGUCCUGGUUUAGUCCUGCUUUAGAUCUCAGCUGGUCCUUGUUCAGUCCGAGGUUUAGACCCUGGUUUAGUCCUGGUUCAGUCUUGGUUUACUCCUGGUUUAGUCCUCGUUCAGUUCUGGUUUAGUCCUGGUUCAGUUCUGGGUCAGUUCUGGUUUAGUCCUGGUUUAGUCCUGGUUUAGUCUUGGUUUACUCUCGGUUCAGUCCUGGGUCAGUCCUGGGCUGGACCUGGUUCAGUCCUGGUUUAGUUCUGGUUCAGUCCUGGUUCAGUCCUGGUUCAGUCCUGGUUUAGUUCUGGUUCAGUUCUGGUUUAGUCCUGGUUCAGUCCUGGUUCAGUCCUGGUUCAGUCCUGUUUUAGUCCUGGUUCAGUCCUGGUUCAGUUCUGGUUUAGUCCUGGUUUAGUCCUGGUUCAGUCCUGUUUUAGUCCUGGUUCAGUUCUGGUUCAGUCCUGGUUCAGUCCUGGUUCAGUCCUGGUUCAGUCCUGGUUCAGUCCUGGUUCAGUCCUGUUCAGUCCUAGUUCAGUCCUGGUUUAGUCCUGGUUCAGUCCUGGUUCAGUCCUGGUUUAGUCCUGGUUCAGUCCUGGUUUAGUCCUGGUUCAGUCCUGGUUCAGUCCUGGUUUAGUCCUGGUUCAGUCCUGGUUUAGUCCUGGUUCAGUUCUGGUUUACAUUUUCCAAACUUGUUCAUAAAUUUUAAAUGUUCGUCAUGUGGAGAAUCGUUGGAUCUGUUUAUGUAAAAUAUAUUUAUAAGUUUAUUUAUACGACGUCGUGUUUGAGUCCUGCAUGUGCACGUCUCUGUAAAUACAAAUCUGCAUCCAAAAAACACAGAAAAAACUUGACUUCUUCCCUUUUUUUGUGUAAUUCUUCUCAAUUCAAAUGUUUUAAAGUGUAUUUUGUCUAAAGUGUUCGAAUGUCCAGGUACAAUGACGGGCAGAAAUACUUGAAUAAUAAAACGUCAAUGCACAA